GGACAAUCGAUCGAAAGAUAAACGCGGCAACAUGAAAAAAUAUCGCAAAAAACCGCCAACACAACAGAAUAAUAACACCUCGUCCAGCUCACAGGUGGAGAUAGUACGUGGUGUAGUCGAUGUGGCCGAUUCAAGUGAUGAACGUUUUGUUUCACGACGCGGUUGGGCUACUUCACGUCCACAGCCACAAACACGACGCUAUUCGCUAGAUGAUGAAGAUAAUGAUUUGAAUGAAGCAGAAUCGGCACAAAUGCAUGCGGGUGAUUUCGGUUUAAUGGCACAAUUGCCGACAUCUGUGGGUGGAUAUUUCCAGUUCUCAUCUGAGAAAAACUGGGACACAGUGGAGGGUGAACAAUUGUUGGACAGCACUGAAGCUAGUCAGUAUUUUACAUUAAAUUUGAAAUUAUUAAAUGUUGGCUUGCAAACGAUACCGUUCUAUAAGCGCAUGGAUUAUGCGGCUUCCAUGUUUACGCGCGAACAAUUGCAGACGAUGGAAAAAGCUGCCGAGGUGGCAGAGAAGAACUACCAAAAUGUACUGCAUGAGCACAAGACAAAUCCACGCAUUAAAAUUAAUAGUGGUAGUCGAAAAAGUGGCUCCGGGCGUUCACAGAAUAGUGUUAAGCCCGCAAAUGUGGAACAAAGUGAAACUAAUGCACCCGAUGAAUUAGAUGAGCUGCUGAACUUAGCGACAGCUGCUGUUACAAAAGUGGACAUCAGUGGUGCUGGCGCUGAGAAUGAAGCGGCGCCUAUACAUAAUGCAAAUGAGAAUGCUGCCGCAAACAAGGAUGACAUACAGGAGUGGUUAGAUAAUGUGUUGGAGGAAUAGUUGAAGCAGAGAACGUAUAUCAUUAUAUUUGUAUAUUUUACGUUCUCUGGUUGAAGUGAGGACUAUGUCGAGAUGUUUUUGCAAUAUAAAUACAAAAUACAUUCGCAUAUAUACAUACAGUAUUUAGUAUGGAUGAUUGUUUUAAUAUAUACGCGGUUAAGGUAUAUAAAUGAAAUUAUACUUACCUUAAUUAUAAAUUUUUUUUCUGCAUCUCAAAUUUACUUAAAGCGUGCACUUCCGGCAGGUGUGAAAAAUAUUUAACGAUACAUAGAAACUCACUUGCUUAUCACAAAUCAAACUAUACAUAUAAACAUACCCAUUUUCUUGGGAAAAGUUUGACUUUUUUAAUUUAACAAUUAUCAAACAGUAAUUCGCAGCUAAAUUUCAUAUUACUUAGGAAUUGGACACUUGUAAGAGACUAUCAGAAUCAAUAUGUCAGCGUUUACAUGCAUAAAUUGCUGUGUAAAAUUUGCCUCGGCGGAUAUACAGCGGGACCAUUACAAAACUGAUUGGCAUCGGUUUAAUCUAAAACGUCGCGUUGCUGAACUGCCAGCAAUAAGUGCCGAACAAUUCCAAGAGCGUGUGCUGCGUAUGCGGCAAGAAAAGGCGAUCGAGGAGGAAGAGAGUCAAAUGAGCUUCUAUUGCAAUGCCUGCCGCAAGCAAUUUGGCAAUCAGAAAGCCCAUGAUAAUCACCUAAAUAGCAAAAAACAUAAAGAAAAUCUAUUGCGUUUCGAAAAAGAACAUAAAGGCGAAAGUGCAGAGAUAACGAAAAAGAGUGUAGUGCCACAGAAACCACAUCCAGCGUUAGUUGCAGCAGCACAAGGCAAGGGCAAAUUUGCAUUACAGAAACAACAACAGAAAGAAGAUGAAGAGGAUGAAUACGAAGAUAUGGAUGACGAUGAUGACGAAGACUAUGAGGUUGUGGAAGAGGAGGAGACUGAGCAAAUUGAUUCAGAUGAGUGGGAGAAACUGCCUGUAAAUCCGUUGAGCGAAAAGGACUGUCUUUUCUGCCCACACGUCAGCGAAGAUAUGGUUGAGAAUUUAAAACACAUGUCCAUUGCGCACUCAUUCUUCAUACCCGAUACAGAAUUCUGCACUGACUUAGAAGGACUGCUAAAUUACUUGGGCGAAAAAGUCGCAAAUUACUUCAUAUGUCUCUGGUGCAACGAUCGCGGCAAAACAUUCUAUACGCUAGAUGCGGUACGUAAACACAUGUUAGACAAAGGGCACUGCCAAAUGUUGCACGAAGGUGUAGCAUUAGCCGAAUAUGCAGAUUACUACGAUUACAGUUCCAGUUAUCCAGAUCACCAAGAAGGCAUGAAUGUCGAUGAGGAAGUGGUGCCCGAUCUGCUUGAUGGCGAUGAAUAUCAAUUGGUUUUACCCUCCGGCGCUGUCAUCGGACAUCGCUCACUGUUGCGCUACUACAAACAGCGACUCAAUCCAAGUCACGCGCUUGUGCCGAAGAAAUCGGAUCGUCGCCUGCAUAAGGUGCUUAGCGAAUAUCGCGCUUUGGGCUGGAGUAAUAUGCAACAGCAAGCGGCUGCGCGUAAAGCGCGCGACUUACACGUCAUGAAGCGCGUACAAGCGAAAUGGCAAAUGAAACUUGGCUGCAAAGCCAACAAAUUUCAGAAGCAUUAUCGCGCGCAAGUCAUGUUCUAAACUGUUGGGAAGCCUUCUUAAAACUUGCUGGUUAUGCUUUUAAGUGCUUUUAUGUUAAAACUGUAAUUUUCAAGUGAAGAAAUUUAGCAUAAAACAAUUUGAUUUUGAUUGUGGUAGCUAAAAGUUAUGCGCCAAAACUCUAAAGCCACUUUUAUACCUAUACUCGUAAAUACAUACCUAUGUAUAUAUAUGUGUACAACAAUGUCUUUUAGCAUAUAACAUAGCUCAAAGUAGUAAAUAAAUGACGUUGCGGCGGUUGUGCUAAAACAA
Bactrocera oleae (olive fruit fly) is the source of this 2755-nucleotide messenger RNA. NCBI's taxonomy places the organism in Eukaryota, Metazoa, Arthropoda, Insecta, Diptera, Tephritidae. The record is from RefSeq and is a predicted model, not a curated record.